AUGGAGUUGAUCGGCAACGAUCCCAUCAUGCCGCCCGAUCCCGCCGACCCGCGCCGCCACUGGCAGCGCGGCCUGGCGAAGAACACCGAUCUGUCCUCCCCCAACGCCCAGGCCGAGCUGCGUCGGCUGCGGUCGCUGGCCUAUGCGGAUCAACGCUAUCAGUCCACCUACCAGUUCGUGUUCGAUGCCAUCCUGGGCGAGCGCUGGGUGGACAUCGGCGGCUUCAACGUCACCAAGGGCCACCUGGGCAAGGUGGAUUGCUGGGACGCGGUCGCGCAGGAGCCCGCGGAAGUCCAGUACGACCAUUUCAUGCGGCGCUACGACGACGCGGGCGGUGACGGCGGCGUGCGCGCGGCGCGGCUGUCCACCGAGCGCUUCAUGCAGUACUUCGUGAAUGCCGCGAUGGCGCCGGAGAUGCAGAUCCGCGUCUGGGACGGAGGCGGCUACAGCGCGGCCUACAGCGUCGACCACAACUACUACCUGCUCGGUCGGGCGGCGCAUCUGCUGCAGGACUCCUUCAGCACCGAGCACACCGUGCGCGAUCCCGCCACCAAUCUGGAGGUGCUGCGCCAGGUGAAGAGCUACCUGUGCGCCGAGGGCGCCGAGCAGCACACCCACGACAACAAGGAGCUGCUGACCUACGUCAGCGGCGACGUGAUCUGGAUACCUGGCACGCAGUUCGACGGCACCUGGAGCGGCUACCGGCCCAGCAACAUGAAGGUGCCCGCGCUGGUGGCGCUGGAGGCCAGCAAGGACCUGUGGGCCGCCUUCAUCCGCACCAUGGGCGAACCGCUGGCGACGCGGGAGGCCCGCGCCAAGCGCGAGGCGCUUCUGCUGGCGCAGAACUGGCUGAGCUUCGAUGCCAACACCGUCCGCACCUGGUACGACGACACCGGCCACCGCGAUGCCAGCUACGUGCUCAGUGCCGGUCAGACCGGCAAAGGUCGCACCCAGCAGGACUGCAUGCGAGGGUUGGGUCAGGGCUCCGGCAGCCAGAGCGAGCGGGUCGCCCAGCUCGAGGCGGAUCAGCGGCUGUGCCUGUUCAACCUGAAUGCCGAGGAUGGCUAUGGGGAUCUCUUCGACCCCUCCACCCACAUGCCCUUCUACUGGGCCUGGACCGGUUCGAACUGGAACCAGCCGCCCGCCAACUGGCGCAUCCCCACGCAAGCCGCGGCCAGCAGCAACCGGGUGCGGAUCCGCAGCGUCUCCAACCAGCAGUGGAUGACGGCCCCGGAAGGCGUGGUGGACAACGCCUGGAUCUACAACCGGCCUGGCGAUCCGAUCGACUUCAUGCAGGUGGGCGGCAACUCCUCCAGCCACUUCCGUUCGGCGGUGAAUCCCGAGCUGUUCCUGAGCUAUCGCGAGAUCACCGGCGCGGUGAAGCUGGAGUCAACGCCGGUGGACGCCGCCUUCGAGAUCACCAACGCCGCCAACAACAGCCGGGCCCUGCGCAACCUGCGUUGGAACAACUACCUGUGGCUCUACAAGGAGUCGCCCUACAUCACCAAGGAGGGCAACCCGGCCAACGCGAAUGCGCGCUGGAUGCUGGAGCCAGUGGCGCCGCCGCCGCUUCGAGCGGCUGGCGCUGGAGUCGCUCGCCGAGCAGGCCCGCAUCGAGGCGGCCGACACGAUGGACUUCGAGACCUUCCGCCGGCAGUACGUGUCGCCGGAGCGCAUGGCGGUCUGAACAAAAAAAGACCCGGCCCUGCUGGAUGCGCUGCCCGCGCCCCUGGAGCCGCUGGACGUCAGCAUGGCCGACGGCUACCUCUGCGGCGUGCUGUUGCAGCCCGAGCCGGUGCCGCUGUCGCAGUGGUUGCCGCCGCUGCUGGACAGCGAGGGCCGGCCGACGCCGGCGCGGGUGGACGACGAACUGCUCGCGCUGCUGCGCCGCCGGCACAAGGAGCUCAACGUCGCCAUUCGCCGGCCGGCAGUGACGGUGCUGCCCUGGGUCGCCGGCUUCGCGCAUGCGCUGGACGCCCAUCCGGCGCUGAUGCGCCUGCCCGAGGAGCCGAUGCUGGAGCCGCUGGCGGCCAUCUACCUGCACCUGGACCCGGACGACCUCGAAGACGCGGACGCGCUGCUGGAGGAGAUCGAGUCUCUCGAGCCGCCGGCCGACCUGGAGGAGGCCGUGGAGGGGCUUGCCAGCUUGUCCACGCCGAAACGGGCGGCCAGCGCACUGUUCACGAGCGCCAGCGCGGGGCCGUUGGUGAAGCGGCCGGCGUCGCGCCCCUGGGUCACCGCCCAUUCGGGCGUGUCGGUGAAGCCGUGGUCGGCCGUCAGCGCGAGCACGUAGUUGCCGGCGCCGACCGUCUUGUCCAGGAACUGGAAGAAGCGCCUGCAGGUGGCGGUCCAGUCGUGGCUGGACAGGCUCACCGACAGGAUGUCCGUCACGCCGCGCUGGCCGAGCUGCUCGUUCGUGACCGCCGCGCGGGCGAAGGCCAGCGUCAGCUCGUCACCGAAGGGCGAAGCCAGCAGGUUGCCGUAGUAGCGGGCACCGGGGGCGUCCAUCUUGUCGCCGAUCACGGCGGGCAGCUUGUUGCCGUUGCCGCUGGCGAUCUGCCAGGACUGGCCGUCCGGCACGGAGCGAGCGUAGGCAGACUCCGGCAGCAGCGGGGUCCAGGUCUUCUUGAAGAAGGCAUCGGCCGGCUUGGCGGCAUUGAACUGCGUCACCCAGGCCGGGUGGGCGGGCAUGUAGUAGGUGCUGGAGGCGAAGCGACCCGUCUCGGUCAUGUACAUGUAGGCCGUGCCCUUGUGGCCGGCGGGCAGGAUGGCGCCGCGGUCCUUGCCGGAGAUGCCGAUGACCUUGGACGCCGGCGAGCGGGUGCGCAGCACGUCGCCCAGCGUCUCGACCUUGAGGUUGCGCGGGCUGGUGCCGGACAGCGGUGCCGUCGGGUUGUCGAGGUAGGUGUAGGCCGCGUCGCCGGUGUUGUAGACCGGGUCGCCCGUGGCCGGGUCGCGCCAUUCGUUGCUGAUGAUGCCGCUGCGCUGUGGGUAGGCGCCGCUGAGCAUGACCGAGUGGCCGGCCGCUGUCACCGUGUGGCCGUGGCCGUAGUGGGCGUUGGAGAACCAGCGGCCGUGGUUCAGGAAGCGGGCGAAGCCGUCGGGGUGCGAGCUGGUUCACGGUAG
Ostertagia ostertagi is the source of this 3126-nucleotide messenger RNA. The record is from the annotation of a GenBank genome assembly. NCBI's taxonomy places the organism in Eukaryota, Metazoa, Nematoda, Chromadorea, Rhabditida, Trichostrongylidae.